AUGCCCGGCUCAGAUUGCUCAGAUUUCUUCACUGAUGAGCAAGGAUAUAAAUGCUUCGCCUGUAUUUGCCUCUAUAUCUCAAAAGAUUGGGCUUUCCGUUUGCUCACAAGGCCUGACUGCUCCCGUUCUCAGGCCUGGCUGGAGGUAAAUUUCGACGCACAAGAACACUAUCUGGAAGACUGGCUUUGCCAUCUCAAAGAACUUACCGAGGCCAAUUUUGGAACUCUGGCAAGAUCCGUCAUCUCCGACAGGAAAUCGUUCGAAGCGUCAAAAGCUUCCCUGUCAACAUUCCUCCAACUUGAGCGGAGGAUCCGGGAACGCGGUCAUAGGAGAAUGGAGAAGCGUAGGAAGAGGGACAUACCAAGGUUGGACAUAUCGCUCAAGGCGCAACUUCGAAGGGAGCGAGCGACUCGUAGAGACAAAAUCCGUAAAUUGAAGGACAAGUACCGUCAAGGUUUGAGGAGAUUGAAGAGAUCUCACGCUCUCCCAGGAAAACGUAGCAGUAAGAAGAAUGGCAAGGAGCCAUUCUUCAUAGGAUUCGACCUAGAAGCGUCAAAGACGAUCUGCAACAAGGCUUUCCAAAUGACUUUGACGAGAGGGAAGCCUAUCGGGGCGAUCGUCAGCUGGAAGGUUGAAAAUUACUGA
Molecule: messenger RNA, 645 nt
Organism: Filobasidium floriforme
Lineage: Eukaryota; Fungi; Basidiomycota; Tremellomycetes; Filobasidiales; Filobasidiaceae
Exons: 4
Coding region: 1-645 (214 amino acids)
Source: RefSeq, a predicted model, not a curated record